This is a messenger RNA of Danio rerio (zebrafish), 2749 nucleotides long. NCBI's taxonomy places the organism in Eukaryota, Metazoa, Chordata, Actinopteri, Cypriniformes, Danionidae. The record is from RefSeq and is a predicted model, not a curated record.
UAUAAAUCAGCCUGAACUUUUCACUGUUUUUGACAGAAAUGUGACAGUGAAACCCCUAUAUGACUGUUCAUGUCUGUACACGAUAAAUGAUUCUGCACUCAAAAAAAUGAUUCUUGCCUGUAAUUGAAAUUAAGCAAACAAUUUAAAUAGAGUUUGUUUAAAAAAGUAAAAAAUAACUAUUAUUGUUUCAAAUUAUGCUGUCUCAACAUGAAUUUAAUGGACUCGAAACAAACCUGCUCAAAUUACAUAAACUAUACUUAAUUGGUUGCCGUAAAGAGCGAAUGCAGAGGUUGCGCAUGCGCGUAAUUUAAAAACACUGAAGGCGACAGGACGGGCAUGCGCAUCGGUUAGGAACACUGAAGGCGCCAGGACGGGCUUGCGCAUCGGUUAGGAACACUGAAGGCGGGCUAGCCGGCGGGCUAAGCGCGAGGAAGACAACGGUAGCAGAGAAGUGACAGUGAAGAUCUGAUCGGGAGAGUAUACAAGAGAUCUCAUCGUUGUGACAUUCCACAUUGUCUCCAGUUUGGGACAAUCACUCAAUUACAAUAUGUGAGUCUUGAGAAUGUGGCAAUGUAAAGUGUGUGGCACAGAAGUAUCCAGUAGGAGGAAGACGAAUGGUGACCCUGAAGAGGCACAUCCUCAUUUAAGAAAAAAGAAAGAUGUCGAGUCCAGUCAAUCUAAGGAUUGUUUUUGGUGGGGAUGAAGAUGCAAGAAAGCUUGCACUUAAGACAGGAAUCCCAAAGUCUGUGGAUGAACUUGUCCUUGAAAUAAUGACUGUUUUUGGUGUAAAGCAAAAGUUCAGGCUCCAGUACAAAGAUAAGGACUUUGGAAAUGAAUACAUGAAUCAGGAAGACAGGGAUACCCUGAAAGUGAUUUUUCUGUCAACUGAUGACUUUAACUCCUGCAUGCAUGAGACUGCACCUGAUGUACCGUCCUGUUCCAGCAUUCUUGUUCCUUUGCACAAGACAACCUGUAGCUCUGACUCUCCUAACACAAGACAUGCUAGCCCUUGUCAAUUUGACUCAGUCUCAGAAGUCUACUUGUCUGAGGACUCAUUUUCCAGCAGCACCGAGACUGUCUUAAUUAAGUCUCCGGAGUCAAGAACCAGUUCUUGGCCUCAGGUUUUUGUAAUUCCUCGUUUUUCUUGUUCUGCUGAAAUUCAGCUUCAGAGAGCUGACACAGAGUUCAACAAAAGUGAAAUGCUACUUAUUCCACCACCAAAAUUAAGAUCUGACAUUCUUGAAGGCAUGGCUGAGGAGAUCUUUAGGUAUGCUGCAUACCCCACUGAUAGUCAGCUUGAUCAGGCAGCUGAAGCCUUGAUAAAUGUCCACCCUUGCUUGAGGGAAAAGGGAACUCGCACUGGUCAUGAAGGAUGGAAACACUAUCUAAAGAUAAAGAUGGCUAAUUUCCGCUCAAAACUCAGCAAGAUUGGACACCCAGAAAUCACUGUAAAUUCACUUAGGAACAAGCGUGAAGGUCGGGGUAAAGCAGCAUCAAACAUCAAAAAGCCAAAAAAGGCUGAGGUGAAUUUCCUUCCCUGCCUUCCAAGAGGAGAAACAGCUGAUAGUAUGGAGAAGGAAAGAAUUGCUCUCUUAACUGAAGUGAAAAAAAAUAAUAAUGAGGCAGUCAUAAAAGAAAAAAUGCACUUGACCUUCUCCUAUAGGCGACAAGAGUUGGUUGAGGACUUGCCAAUGGUUUCUGAUUUACAAAGUAGAUGGCCUGCCCUGUUCACAGUCAAUGAAAUAAAUGCAGAAUUUAUGAGGAUAACGACUGUGCCUCUUCUGUCAAAGUUUUUCGCGCAGCUGGACAAAUACACUGCUGAUCUACAGAAGGUUUUCAGCGGCAAAGGAGGUGCUUCUGGACAGAAGAUAUCACGCAUCAUGACAGUUGCAGACAAGUGUGGUGACAUACACAUCAAGCGAGAUUGUGUCAUACAGAGUCUGUGUGUGUACUUCAAUGAGGACAUGACAACAGUUGUCAAAGAAUUCGAGGAUAGCAACCCUAAAGAAGCAGAAGCAAGAAUUUCUGAGACCACUCUGGGGCUUUUUGUGAUUCGCAAGGAAGGUGCUGGUGCUGAGGAGGAGCCAAGUGAUGUUGGAGUUGUGAUAGAGGGUGUAACGCUGCUAGAGAACCUAAAGAGUAUUUCCUUUGGAUUAGUAAUUCUCUUUGGACUGAUCUACGCUCUCAAUUUAAGCUAUCCUCAAGGUCUCAAGUUCACAUUUGAAUUCUUUCAGAAGGUACUGAUGAACUUAGAUGGCAGCAAGCUGUCCCCAAAGGUACAAGCACUUAAAAUUAAAAUGUUUCAGUGAAUAGGACAUUCACUGUUUGCCUACAUGCCUUCAACUGGAACAACAUUGAAAACCUUUAGACAAGAAUGCCCUAAAAGAUAUAUUUCUACCGACUGAUGACACUAACUCCAGUAUGCCAUGGACUGCACUUUCUUUUCUUUUUUUUAAUCUCUGAAACUUUUAAAACAGGAUAUGUUACCCAUUUUACUUUUGCGUCCAGGAAGCCAACGGAUUACUUCUUUUCCAGAUGUAUUAAGACUGUCUUGGUUACAUCUCCAGCCUCAGAAUAGUAGUUUUUCAUGUUUUUAUGUUCUUCUGAAAUGCUGGUUUAGAGGACUAAAAUAGUUCAACAAAAGUGGAAUGCUACUUAUUAAACCACUUUAAGGUUUUAAAGGGACAGUUCACGUAAAAAAAUGAAAAUAUACUCACUAUUUACACUCCCUCAAUUGGUUCCAAACCUU